This is a messenger RNA of Lactuca saligna, 1379 nucleotides long. The record is from the annotation of a GenBank genome assembly. NCBI's taxonomy places the organism in Eukaryota, Viridiplantae, Streptophyta, Magnoliopsida, Asterales, Asteraceae.
UUAUAAUUCCCUUUCAUGACAUACGCACGCCCUGUCUGUCAACUUUGAUCCGCUGACAGACGCGUCACGUUAACAGACUCUCUACAACUCUCAUUUUUUCUCAAUUUCUUUUACCAUUUUCUCCCUUUUUCUUCUUCAUCAUUCUCUUUCGUCACGCCCCAACCUCAACCCCCUCUUUCUCUCAACCGAUGUCGCUACGAAGAUCAUUCCUAUCCCGCCGAAUCAACAGCCGAUCCAAGUCGUCCAAGGAUUACACAGCGUUAGAAAAUGUACAAUUCAAAUCGCAUCAAAUUUCCGGUGGUGUUGUGUAUGGAAACGAAGCCGUCGCCGUUGAACCCAACGACAACGAAAACGGAGAAGGUUCUUGGUCUAAUAUGUUGCCGGAGCUCAUAGGAGAGAUAAUCAAGCGAGUCGAAGCGACCGAGGACCGAUGGCCGUUUCGGCAAAGCGUCGUCGCUUGUGGAUGUGUGUGUAAAAAGUGGAGGGAGAUUGUCAAAGAGAUAGUUAAACCUCCGGUUCAGGGCGGGAAUAUCACCUUCCCUUCUUGCCUUAAGCAGCCUGGUCCUCGCGACAAUCAACUUCAAUGCCUCAUAAAGCGAGACAAGAAAAACUCAAUGUUUUACCUCUAUCUUGCUGCUUCUGCAUCAUUUACAGAGAAGGGUAAGUUUCUGUUGGCAGCACGUAGAUACAGACACGGUGCUCAUACAGAGUACAUAAUAUCUCUUGAUCCACAUGAUUUAUCUCAAGGAAGCAAUGCUUACGUUGGUAAACUGAGCUCUGAUUUCCUGGGGACAAAGUUUACACUAUACGACAGCCAGCCUCCCCACAACACUGCAAAACACUCAAACAGCAAGUCAGCACGCCGUUUCACUAGCAAACAAAUCAGCCCCCAAGUGCCAGCUGGCGGUAAUUUCGAGAUUGGUGAGGUGUCAUACAAAUUCAACCUCUUGAAAUCCAGAGGUCCAAGAAGAAUGGUAGCAUCUUUAGCCUCUCCAUCACCAUCAUCAUCAUCAUCAUCAUCAUCAUCAAAUGAAGGUUCAGAACAACCCAAGCUGAGAAAAUCAAAAUCUGUGGGUGUUGGUGUUGGUGUUGGUCAGAUUUUAUUGAGGAAUAAAGCGCCAAGGUGGCACGAGCAUUUGCAAUGCUGGUGUUUGAAUUUUCAUGGGAGGGUGACAGUGGCGUCUGUGAAGAAUUUUCAGUUGGUGGGGACGAUGGACCCGAGUCAACCGGGAGGGAGAGGUGAUGGGGAGACGGUUUUGCUUCAGUUUGGGAAGGUGGGGGAUGAUAUGUUUACUAUGGAUUACAGGCAGCCAUUGUCUGCUUUUCAUGCGUUUGCUAUUUCUCUCACCAGUUUUGGAACCAAGCUUGCCUGUGAGUGA